AUGUCUUCUUCUUCCAAAAGACACCCAACAUACCAUGGAAUUCGAAGCCGUGGAGGAAAAUGGGUGACUGAAAUCCGUGAGCCCCGUAAGACAAACCGCAUAUGGCUAGGCACAUUCCCCACCCCUGAGAUGGCAGCCGCUGCGUAUGACGUUGCGGCUUUGGCUCUGAAAGGUCGGGACGCAGUGCUAAACUUUCCAGACAGGGCUCACAUGUAUCCAGUGCCGGCGUCCAAUUCUUCUGAUGACAUACGCAACGCAGCCAUUGCUGCAGCUGAAUUCAUGAACACUGAAUCCAGCAAUGAUGCUGGUUUUGAAGUUAAUCCUUCGUAUCAAAGUGAUCAGUUUCUUGAUGAAGAAGCUAUAUUCUCCAUGCCAAGUUUGAUGGUAGCAAUGGCGGAGGGAAUGAUGGUUUCACCUCCCAGAAUGAAUCCGCCACAGUCUGAUUACUCACAUGAUCAAUGUUACACUAUGGGACAAAGUUUGUGGAACCAUUUUUGA
This is a messenger RNA of Lathyrus sativus (Indian pea), 498 nucleotides long. NCBI's taxonomy places the organism in Eukaryota, Viridiplantae, Streptophyta, Magnoliopsida, Fabales, Fabaceae. The record is from the annotation of a GenBank genome assembly.